Molecule: messenger RNA, 2565 nt
Organism: Ricinus communis (castor bean)
Lineage: Eukaryota; Viridiplantae; Streptophyta; Magnoliopsida; Malpighiales; Euphorbiaceae
Product: nucleolar complex-associated protein 2
Exons: 13
Coding region: 192-2300 (702 amino acids)
Biological process (GO): ribosomal large subunit biogenesis
Cellular component (GO): Noc2p-Noc3p complex; Noc1p-Noc2p complex; nucleolus
Source: RefSeq, a predicted model, not a curated record
UUCAGAUUAAAGCUGACGGCUAAUUGCAACACUUCAAAUUUGUUUCUCUCCAGCACAAAAACCCUACCAAAACCCAAAAAAACUAAAAAAGCCAAUCAUCUAAUUGAGGAUUGAUCAGAGUCCGUGCUAAGUGUUUCCUAUUUGGUGGUCACAAAUUUCUUUGGUCAUUUCAGUUUGAACAGAAACAGAAAAUGGCAAAGCUUGGAAAGAAAGCGAGGAAGUUUGCGAAGAAGAAUCUUCAGUCAGUUUUGAAAAGAAGACGCAAGCUCAAGUCUAUGUUCAAGAAGAAAGCUCCUAAGAAGAAUGAGGUGCAUGAAGCUGAAGACCCAGAAGGAGCCCAGCUUUCCAGUGGAAGAAACCCUGAACUUGAAGACAUUAAGGAUAUUUCUCUUGAGGCAAUAUUUGGCGAAAAUUAUAGCGAUAUGGUUGGAGAUGAUUCAGACAGUGAUGGAUAUCUAUCAGAGGAAGGAAGUUUGGAACAUAUGGAUGGAACUCAAAGUGAAAGUUGUCUAGGAGACAGCAAUGUCGAUAGUGCUAUAUCAGUUCAGAACAGGGAAGUGCAUAUGGAACUUGUGAAGAAAAUGAAAAAAUUGGACAGGUUGAAGGACAAGGAUCCACACUUCGCUAAAUUCUUAGAGAGCAACAAGAACCGUAUUAAAGCAUUCAGAGACGAGGAAAAUCAAUAUUCAGAUGAAGAUGAGUCUAGUGAUGAUGGUAAGGAGCCAGAGAAUGGAAAUGGCCCACACGAAAUGACCACUCUGUUGAGUUGUUCUACAGUUGAUUCUUUGUAUCAACUAGUUACAGAGCAGAACAAUGUGCCUGCACUUGUAAGAUUAUUAAAUGGGUAUAGAGCUGCAUGCCGAUAUGGAACUGAAUCAUCCAAUGUUUUUAAUGAUGGCCAGACGUUUAGCAAGAUUUUGAUGUUUGUGCUUCGUGAGGCUGAUAACAUAUUCCGUAAAAUGCUUGGAAUAUCAUCCUUAAAUGAAAGGAAGGAAGCCAUUUUGGAACUCAAGAAUACUUCAAAAUGGAAAAAUCUAAAGCCACUUAUGAAGUCUUAUCUAAGGAGUACCAUGUUUCUCUUGAAUGAGGUUUCUGAUACUGAAAUAUUGGCUUUCACAUUAACCCGACUCAAAGCUUCAAUAAUAUUUUUUGCUGCUUUUCCUUCACUACUGCAAAGACUCAUCAAGACAUCGGUUCAUUUGUGGGCAACAGGUGAUGAGACUCUAUCAUUGUACUCUUCCCACUUAAUUCAAGUUGUGGCCAAUGUAUUUAACUCAGAUUGCUUCGACACAUGCUUGGUCAAAGCAUACAAGGCUUUUAUUAGUCGCUGCAAGUUUGUGGAGCCAGUUUUAUCUAAGCACAUUCAAUUUUUGAAGAAUUCUUUUGUUGAGCUAUGUUCUCUAGAUGUACAGAAAUCAUCUAGUAAGGCAAUAGUUUCUGUUCAACAACUUGCUAAGAUAUUACAGCUCGGAUUACAAACUAAGAAGGAGGAAGCUGUUAAGAAGAUUUGCAGUUGGCAGUAUGCUAACUGCAUUGAGCUCUGGGUUGCAUUUAUAUCAGUGAAUAUACGCAAUUAUGAUCUUCAGCCAUUACUUUAUAUGAUCAUUCAGAUCAUAAAUGGAGUAGCUAUCUUAUUCCCAGGACCAAGAUAUUUGCCUUUAAGAGUUAAAUGUGUUCAAUGGCUGAAUCAUCUCUCGAGCUCUAGUGGUGUUUUUAUCCCUGUUGCAUCACUUGCAAUGGAUCUUUUGGAAUAUAAAAUUGACAAAGGGGGCAGGAAGGCAGUAAAUAAUUUCAACUUUUCAUCGGCCAUUAAGUUACCAAAACAUUGGCUAAAAUCUCGAAACUUCCAAGAAGAGUGCAUUGUUUCUGCCCUUGAACUGCUGGCAGUGCACUUUGCUCAGUGGAGCUACCAUAUAUCUUUCCCUGAAUUGGCAGCUAUUCCACUUAUUCGUUUAAGGAAUUUCCAUGAGAUUACUACCACUGAGAGCUUCAGGCGUGUGGUGAAACGUUUUAUUGAUCAGGUGGAGCAUAACAUUGAAUUCGUGCGGAAAAAGAGGGAUGAAGUUGCUUUUUCACCAAGAGAUCAGCAAUCCGUUGAAUCAUUUCUGCAGCAGGAAAUGUGCAGCGGCAAUCUCCCAUUUACACAAUAUUACAGAAGUCUCAUUGAAAAGUCUUCUUUCAGAAAUCUGCCUAGUAAUAAAAAGAUAAGUUACCUGGAGCAGAAGAAAUCGAACAAAAAGGGGCAACAUCUGAACAAGACUGUAGAUGUGGUUGUUAAUGGAGAAAAGGAUUCAGAUUAGUAGAAGUAUAUCUGAGAGAUAGAAAUUGGCAAAAGAUUAAGAAGAAAUUGCGAAGUGAAGGUUUCCUGCUACCCCAUUUUGACACUUAGUAAGAUGUAGAGUUUUGUUGGGGGAUCUAUACUUUCUUAGAGCUAAUUCCCUUUGUAGAAAUUCCAGUCUUGAAACAGAGAUUCAAUGAGCUGUUCUUCAGAUUUUGCAGAAAUUAGGUGCGGAUCUCUAUUCGCAACGGUUAUAAAGAUGAAAUUCAAGUUUUGGUUUCUUUAUA